Triplophysa dalaica is the source of this 1898-nucleotide messenger RNA. RefSeq lists its product as uncharacterized. The coding region runs from base 439 to 1140 and encodes 233 amino acids. The record is from RefSeq and is a predicted model, not a curated record. The transcript is spliced from 5 exons. Lineage: Eukaryota; Metazoa; Chordata; Actinopteri; Cypriniformes; Nemacheilidae.
CGCGGUAUCUUGCGCGGGGUUUCCUCUAACAGCCACGCCAUCGAAAGGACUGGAUUUCGCCUAGUUCAGGUUUGGAAUGCAGUGUAAACUUUGCAAAUUUGCACACAGUAGCAGAGAGGUCCUCCUAAAACACUACAGGUUUCACCACUAUCAAGGGCGAUCCUGGCAGCAGCCUUGCCUGUAUACUGACUGUAUCUGCACUUUCAAUACUAUAGGUGCAUUAAAAUCCCAUUUGACAAGAGAACACAAACAGACCGGUGCAGUGACAGAGCACUUCAAUUUUACAUGCCAGUUAUGUGAUUUUAAAGAUGUUUGUCAGCCAUCUCAGUUUUUAAACCACAUAAGAAACCAUUUAAAGAGAAAGGACACAGUCAAAUGUCCUUAUAGAGGUUGUGAGUUGACAACCAAUGUCAGGAAUUAAAGAAGAAACGUCUCAACAUGGCAUUUGUUGACUCAAAAAUGGAAUUGAUAUUCUCAUUGAGAAGACAGGAGAUAGUUGAAGAAGAACCUCUUGUAGCUGAUAUCCUAAAACAAUGGCCAGCAUUGUUUUUGGAAGAUCAAAUAUGUGCUGAGUUUUACAGAAUCACACAAAUAAACCUGAAGAGUGCAUUUUUCUCUCCUCUGGAUGAAUAUGCACCACGGUUGAUCAAGUUGUAUAGGGUACGCGGUGGAGCACAUGAAAAUGAUUUGAAGACCCUCCUGGACCAACUUCAUCAUCAGACCUCCGAUGUUCUUGCUCACAGAAAGGCUACAGCUCCCAAAGGUCUACCUUUGUUUAUGAGGGAAAAGCCUGAACAUUUCGUGAAGACUUGCCUGGACACAGAGCCAGAAGAAAACCAUACAAAAGGGAUGAAGAUGGGGAUCUUAACCAUCAUUAAAGAUGACGUUGCGACCAUCCACUCAAACCCAAAUCUAAGGUUCCUGUCUCUGGUUCUAGAGGACCAUAUCGUGCUGGAUAAUGUGCAAGACCUUCCCACUGCUAUGGCUCUUCUCUUUGGCUUGAUUUAUGCCUUGAACAUGAACUAUCCUAAAGAACUUAAAUACACCUUUGAAGUGAUUCAAAAGGUGUUUAUUGGUCUUGACCCCCAGUGCUCAGCAAGAGUCCAGUCCUUCAAAAACAAACUUUUAAUGUCUAAAUAGCUGGGUACUUUAAGCGUACGGCAAGAACCAUGCUCUUCUUGUUGUUCCAGCCGAUGUUUAAAAGUUAAACAAAUCGGUCAAAAAUCUUUUCAUAUAAUGAACCUUAAAUAUUCAUACAGUUGUAUAACUGGAUUGCUCAAACACAUUUGUUCAAAUGUUUUGAAUUCUAGAUCUUGUUCAUAUUACGAAGCCUUUUAAGACUGUCCCUCGUGCACCUUGUUACUCUAGCACUUUAAAAUAAGUUGUGAUUUAAUAGCACGGAUAAGAAUACAGAGAAGGGCAAGCACUUAAUUUUUCCUAAGUUAAAACAUAUGUCGAAAAGGGAAAUAUUUUCAGUUUUCUGUUAUGUAUUUUAAAUACUCAUUUUACAGUUGUGGAACUGGAUUACUCAAACAUAUUGCAAUUUGUAGAAUUCUGAAGUCUUCAUUGAUACAGCACUUUAAAACUGUUGCUCUUGCAAUUUGUUACUCCAGCACUUAAAAAAGAUGUUGUGCUGUAAUGUCACUUUAAAAGCAUGCCACUUAAGGGUCCUCCGUGUGACCACUCGUUAAUAAAAAAUUUCUGUAAUGAUGGGAUAGUCUUUUGUAUUACUUCUUCAGCAUGGUUUACACAAUUUACAGCAUGGCUUAUAAAUUUGAAUGCAAGAUCAUUCAAAGAUAAAUUAAAAGAUAAACAAUAAGGCAACCAGCUGCAAAGCUAUUUUGAGUUGACUGAACUUCAUUCCCAUGCAGUUGUUGCUACUCGUUUUUUAAAAUUCA